AUGAGCAUUGUCCUAUUGGACUUCGCUAAGUGUGACAUCCUCUUCAAGAACAGUCCCAAACAUGUGACAGUUCAAGCCAAUCCUGGUCUUGAUGUGACGGAAAAUGUGUUGUUGACACUGAGCUGUUCUGCCGAGUCCAACCCACCAGUGAGCUCUGUCACCUGGAGGAAGACGACUGAUGGGAGAGAGGAAAUCAUCCAACAGACUCAGACUCAGACCUUCAGGGUGAAUUCAGCCAGUCCCUCUGACAGUGGACUGUACAGCUGUGAAGCCACCAAUGACAUUGGAAGUGGAAAGUCACAGCCAGCUGAGGUUAAAGUCAGAUAUAAGCCGAGGAAGACGAGCAUUUCUGUCAGUGGCUCUUCUGAUAACCAAGUGAAAGUUGGUGGUUCUCUCACGUUAACCUGUGACACCGAUGCCAAUCCUGACCCGACGACUUACUCCUGGUACCGCAGCAAAAAUCAACAAACUGACUCUUGGUGGAAGACCACAAACAGACAAGAACUGAGUUUAACAAUACAAAGAGCAGAUGAAGCUUGUUACAGAUGCAGAGCCUCAAACCUCGUUGGUGGAGGGGAUGAGAGUCAACCAGUGUGCAUACAAGUACUGUACCCGCCCACUGAACCUAUACUGUCUAUGAGGUCUGAGGUCACAGAAGGUCAGACCAUCACCGUCAGCUGCACUGUUGAAAGUUUCCCACAGUCAACUCUCACCUUGAUGAGGACCAACACAUAUCAGGCUUUUUUAAUCGCUGAAAAUAAUCUUUAUUCACGACCCAUCAACACUCUCUCCCACACGUUUACUGUGACUUCAGCCGACGCUGGCUGGUACGUCUGUCGUGCCCAGAACACUGAGGGCUCAAAGGACAGCAAGCAGAAGGAAUUGGUGGUGAAAUACAGUCCCAAACAUGUGACAGUUCAAGCCAAUCCUGGUCUUGAUGUGAAUGAAAAUGUGUUGUUGACACUGAGCUGUUCUGCCGAGUCCAACCCACCAGUGAGCUCUGUCACCUGGAGGAAGACGACUGAUGGGAGAGAGGAAAUCAUCCAACAGACUCAGACUCAGACCUUCAGGGUGAAUUCAGCCAGUCCCUCUGACAGUGGACUGUACAGCUGUGAAGCCACCAAUGACAUUGGAAGUGGAAAGUCACAGCCAGCUGAGGUUAAAGUCAGAUUUUCUCCAAAACACACACACAUCAUGGAGUCGGCAGAGAAGCAGGAGCUUGACGGGAGGAGCUCCGUGAUGCUGAGCUGCUUCAGUCACAGCUUUCCCCCAGUCCAACACUACUCAUGGUACAGGAAGAGUCAGGGCAAGGAAAAGGAUGAAAUUGUGUCCAAGCAUCAAAACCACACAGUGUACUCAAACCAGCCAGGAGUCUACUACUGCAUCGCAGAAAAUGAAGUAGAUCAACGUUCGUCUGAUCCCGUCCAUCUGUUUGAACGAAACUCUCUGCACAUCCUGAAGUUCAUCGUUCCUGCUCUAUUUGUCCUGAUGAUUGUCAUUAUAUUCGUCGUAGUUUUAAGAUUCAGAAAGAAGAAAUCUAUUCAACAAGGAACAACUAACAGAACAUUCUUAUUUUGUUUUUUUGGUGAUGAAACAUUUGCUGCCUCUACACAAAACCCCACAAGACAGAAAGCUGGAAACACCGAGGAUGAUUCUGUCCACUACCCUCCUCUGGACUUUAAGAAUAAGAUAAAGAACAAGCAAACAAAGGUGGAAGAAGACUCUGUGUAUUCGAAGGUGUCCAACCCAACGCAAAAUGAACCAGAGAGCCUGCAGGACUAUGAAAACACUAGUAAUGCAACUGCACAUGCACCAACAUCUCCAAAUCUACUUGACGACCACACCAGUGAAGGUGAAGUGGAGCUGAACUUUCCACAGGUGAGAUUCACAACGACGCCCCGACGUCAGACGACCAACAGAGACUCCAGCAGCUCACACGAAGAUGAGAGUUAA
This is a messenger RNA of Limanda limanda (common dab), 1953 nucleotides long. Its product is annotated as B-cell receptor CD22-like. Lineage: Eukaryota; Metazoa; Chordata; Actinopteri; Pleuronectiformes; Pleuronectidae. The coding region runs from base 1 to 1953 and encodes 650 amino acids. The record is from RefSeq and is a predicted model, not a curated record. The transcript has 11 exons.